GGGGAGGAGGGCGAGGGCAUCUUUUGGCGCAUCCGUUAUUCUUGAUUUGUGUUAUUUAAAGUAAUUGUUUCAUUGAGAUGACAUCAGAUUAAAAAAGUGGAUUGCCAGCGUCCACAAAAUAGUAAUCGUAGUAGAACAAAACCGAAGCGGAUCACGUCAGGCUGGUGGCCGGAGGAAGAUCAAGAAACUAGGUCAGGUGUUGUCAUAGGCCAGGAUGGAGUAGCACGUUUAAUAAGGGGGUCCCUGCUGUGAUCAGCGUAAUUAAAAGAAAACAUGAUUUUAGGAUUUAGUGAAAUAUUUCUUCCUGUCUGAGCUAGCCAAACGAUCGUUUGACGCUUCCACCCUUCUUCCUUUUUCCACCUGUCUUUUUGUUUUAUAUUUAGUAUAUUUAAGAAGAGCUUUUCUUCCAUUUCUUUUUAUAAUUUUGUGUAAAUGGCUCUUUGCGGAACUACGGCAACCAAUGCCGCAAAGAUGAUGGCUGCAUACAACGGCAGCGCCUCGGCAGUGGCUGCACAUCACUCGCACCACCAUCACCACCACCUUCCUCACCUCCCCCCUCCCCAUCUGCACCACCAGCAUCAUCACCCCGGACAGCACCUUCUGCACCCCGGCUCGGCCGCCGCCGUGCAUCCGGUGCAACAGCACGCUUCCACGGCAGCAGCGGCGGCCGCGGCGGCGGCGGCGGCAGCGGUUAUGUUGAACCCAGGCCAGCAGCAACCCUACUUCCCGUCGCCGGCUCCAGGGCAGGCACCGGGUCCGGCUGCGGCUGCGGCCCCGGCUCAAGUACAGGCAGCAGCGGUCAAAGCGAUUCACCACCACUCGCACUCCCAUCACCUGCAGCAGCAGCAACUGGACAUCGAGCCGGACAGACCGAUCGGCUACGGGGCUUUCGGCGUGGUCUGGUCAGUGACAGAUCCUAGAGAUGGGAAAAGAGUUGCCCUUAAAAAGAUGCCCAAUGUCUUCCAGAAUCUGGUAUCAUGCAAGAGGGUCUUCCGGGAGCUUAAGAUGCUUUGUUUUUUUAAGCACGAUAAUGUCCUCUCCGCACUUGACAUACUACAGCCCCCACACAUCGAUUACUUUGAAGAAAUCUAUGUUGUAACAGAGUUGAUGCAAAGUGACCUUCAUAAGAUUAUUGUGUCACCACAACCACUUAGUUCAGACCAUGUGAAAGUUUUCUUAUAUCAAAUACUAAGAGGUCUGAAAUACCUUCAUUCUGCAGGCAUUUUACAUAGAGAUAUUAAACCAGGAAACCUCCUUGUUAAUAGUAACUGUGUUCUUAAGAUUUGUGACUUUGGUCUAGCCAGAGUAGAAGAGCUUGAUGAAUCUCGUCAUAUGACUCAGGAAGUUGUCACACAGUAUUACCGAGCUCCAGAGAUCCUAAUGGGAAGCCGUCACUACUCCAAUGCCAUUGAUAUCUGGUCAGUUGGUUGUAUCUUCGCUGAGCUACUUGGAAGAAGAAUACUUUUUCAGGCACAAAGUCCUAUUCAGCAGUUGGAUCUGAUCACAGAUCUGCUGGGAACACCCUCUCUAGAAGCCAUGCGAACAGCGUGUGAAGGCGCCAAAGCGCAUAUACUCAGGAGUCCUCAUAAGCAGCCCUCUCUUCCUGUUUUGUAUACCCUGUCAAGCCAGGCUACUCAUGAGGCAGUUCAUCUUCUUUGUCGGAUGCUUGUCUUUGAUCCAUCAAAAAGAAUAUCUGCUAAAGAUGCCUUGGCUCACCCAUACUUGGAUGAGGGCAGGUUACGCUACCACACCUGCAUGUGCAAAUGCUGUUAUACCACUUCUUCUGGCCGGGUUUAUACCAGUGACUUUGAGCCAAUUACUAAUCCCAAAUUUGAUGAUGGGUUUGAAAAGAACCUCACUUCAGUUCGUCAGGUUAAAGAGAUCAUUCACCAGUUUAUCCUGGAAGAACAGAAAGGAAAUCGAGUGCCCCUCUGCAUCAACCCUCAGUCUGCUGCUUUUAAAAGCUUUAUUAGUUCUACUGUGGCUCAGCCAUCUGAGAUGCCUCCCUCACCUCUCGUCUGGGAAUAAGUUUGGACUACUGACGACAAGAGUAGCAAUUCACUGGAAUACAAAAGAUUUUGGAUUUUUUUGUUUUGUUUUAUUUUUUCUUUUGUUUUUCUUUUAAUAAUGUGUGUACUGUAAUUUUACUAAUGAAGUUUUAAAUAACCAGCCACUGCUAAUUGCAUAGAAUCUUUCAUUCAUAUUAUAUAUGAACAUAAUUUAAGUGGAUGCAUAUGGAAAAUUUAGGUAGGAAAUAGAGAUAGCAGUGGUUGAGUAUUAAAAAUGAAAAAGUUGAACAGCAAAAAAUAAUGUGAAUAAUGGCUUUAAUAGCUGUAAUUCAGAAUGAAAAAUACUUGGACUGUGGUGAAACUGAACCAAAAUAAUUAAUUUAUUUAAAUAGUGGAAGAAAAUAUGAUGGAUGAAGAGAAAGCCUGAGCCAUUCCUUCAAGAUAUUUAUUCCUGCAAAACUGAAUAAGAAGUUCGAUGAGACCAAUUGCACAGUGCCCGCUGGCCGUGGCUGAUAAGAAAGUGGGUGGAUCAGUUGGCAUCGAAAACUUUGUAGCAGCUUCUUGCCCUGCGCUGAGCUCAAACUGCAUUGUGUGCUGUUCUGAGAGGAGGUUGUUGUUUCUAAGAAAGCAGACUCCCUGGAUUUCUUCUUCAGUGAAACCCAGCAUUAGUUCUGUUCUCUGCACAAUGCACAUACUAUACACCCACUUGUAUAAUUGCUAAAUAUAAUUAUUUAAUAUAUUUUUAGAAGUUUCCUCAUUAUUUCUUAAAUUCUUUAGCAUGCAUUACUCAUGACCCAUUAACUAUAACAUGUACAUAAAUUCAGUCAUGUUUAGGUUUAAAUAAAAAAGAAUCUUACUGUAUAGACGUGAUCUAGCCUGCACAUUUCUAGGGCUGUGAAUUUUGUGACAUACAGUAUUUUUUUUCCCUCCCCCUUUUACAUUUUACUUAACAGGAAAAAAUGCAGCCAUGCAAGACAAGAUAUUUUAUUUAUGUCUUAACAGAAUCAGAUUUUUUAUUUAUUUAAUUUAGUAUGUCUUGUUUAGAACAAUUCUGAAUUAUUCUCUAUAUAUGUAUAUAAUGGACUCACUUUGAAGGCCGCUACCUCCUAAACUAUAUAACUAGGUUUGUUUACCUCCACAUUUUUAUUUUAUAACUGUGGAGCUUUAAAACUUGAAUGUCCCUUCCACCUUUUUAUAUAUAACACAUAAAGCCACACAUCAAAGAGUUUCUUUUCCACCAAAGUAAAAAAAAGAAAAAAAGUAUAUUGGACAUUUUUUUAAGAAGGAAAUAAUAAAUGCCUAUACUUCUGUUUAAGCAAAACACACUGUUUAAUCAUGAAUUCUCGACUGUUAAAUUCACUUUAUUCAUGUUAUUUAU
Molecule: messenger RNA, 3387 nt
Organism: Polypterus senegalus (gray bichir)
Lineage: Eukaryota; Metazoa; Chordata; Cladistia; Polypteriformes; Polypteridae
Gene: nlk2
Product: nemo-like kinase, type 2
Exons: 11
Coding region: 433-2028 (531 amino acids)
Biological process (GO): protein phosphorylation; intracellular signal transduction
Cellular component (GO): cytoplasm; nucleus
Molecular function (GO): MAP kinase activity; ATP binding
Source: RefSeq, a predicted model, not a curated record